CACACCUGCGCCCCCCAGGAUGUGGUCCACCCUGAAUGAAUGGUUCUGGUGGGAGACACUCUGGCUUCCAUCCGAUGUCAAAUGGGCUGACCUGGAGGACCGUGAUGGCCAGAUAUAUCCUCACCCCCGGGACCUGCUGGCCUCCCUGCCCACGGCACUCGCCCUGCUGGCCCUUCGCUUCGUCUUUGAGAGAUUUGUUGCUCUGCCCCUCGGCCGGUGGCUGGGGUUGAAAGAUCAGCUUCGGCGGCCAGCCAAGCCCAUCCCUGUGCUGGAGAGACACUUCAUCACAGCUGGACCGAAACCCAAGAAGGCCCAGUUGGCGCUUCUGGCUGCCCAAUGUGGGCUCACACAGCAUCAGACUUGGCGCUGGUUCUGUAGACGCCGCAACCAGGACCGGCCCCCACUGAGCAAGAAGUUCUGUGAGGCCAGCUGGAGGUUCACCUUCUAUCUUUGCUCUUCCAUUGGUGGUUUUUUCAUCCUGUAUCACGAAUCCUGGUUGUGGAAACCAAUUAUGUGCUGGGACAGUUACCCAAACCUGCCCCUGAAGCCCGCCCUGUACUGCUGGUACCUCCUGGAGCUGAGUUUCUACAUCUCGCUGCUCAUCACGCUGCCUUUCGACAUCAAGCGCAAGGACUUCAAGGAGCAGGUGGCCCACCACUUCGUCACCAUCACUCUGAUCGUCUUCUCCUACAGCUCCAACCUGCUGCGUAUCGGCUCCCUGGUGCUGCUUCUACAUGACUGCUCCGACUACUUGCUGGAGGCCUGUAAGAUGUUCAACUACGUGCGGUAUGAGAGAGUGUGCAGAGCUUUCUUCUAUACCUUCUCCUUCGUCUUCUUCUGCACGCGUCUGGUGAUCUUCCCCACCCAGAUCCUGUACACCACCUACUUCGAGUCCAUCGUGGGCAGAACGCCCUUCUUCGGCUACUACUUCUUCAACGGGCUCCUGAUGAUGCUUCAAGUCCUGCAUGUCUUCUGGUUCUACCUCAUUCUGCGCAUGUUCAUCACCUUCGCCUCCAAGGGGGAGAUGAAUGAUGUUCGCAGUGAUGCGGAAGAGUCAAAUUCGAGCGAUAGCGAGGUGGUCAAGAAAAAUCCUUCUUUGCAGAAUGGGGUGGCCCACCGGCCAGGGGUGAUCUCAACCUCUGAUGGGCCUCGGAGCCGGGCAGCAACGCAUCAGGCCAAUGGACACAUGGGGCCACGUAUUAGCUGAGCAAGGCCUGGCCCGGAAAGGGUGGACAGCUCCCCACAAACUGGCCAGCUGGACUGGUGGUCCUGGGGACCAACUUGAGCCAGAUGGGAAGGCCCCAGGGUGCUUGGGGCCAUGUGAUCCUGCCUUGAUGAUCCUGCCCAACCUCUCUCCUUUGGGAUGAAAUGGAGAGAGGGAAGCAGGUG
Messenger RNA from Suncus etruscus (white-toothed pygmy shrew), 1389 nucleotides. Its product is annotated as ceramide synthase 4-like. Lineage: Eukaryota; Metazoa; Chordata; Mammalia; Eulipotyphla; Soricidae. Gene Ontology annotation, biological process: ceramide biosynthetic process. The transcript is spliced from 11 exons. The record is from RefSeq and is a predicted model, not a curated record. Gene Ontology annotation, cellular component: membrane. Gene Ontology annotation, molecular function: sphingosine N-acyltransferase activity; DNA binding. Bases 20 to 1207 code for a protein of 395 amino acids.